Molecule: messenger RNA, 1879 nt
Organism: Conger conger (European conger)
Lineage: Eukaryota; Metazoa; Chordata; Actinopteri; Anguilliformes; Congridae
Product: runt-related transcription factor 2-like
Exons: 7
Coding region: 570-1841 (423 amino acids)
Biological process (GO): regulation of transcription by RNA polymerase II; regulation of cell differentiation; neuron differentiation
Cellular component (GO): nucleus
Molecular function (GO): RNA polymerase II cis-regulatory region sequence-specific DNA binding; DNA-binding transcription factor activity, RNA polymerase II-specific; ATP binding
Source: RefSeq, a predicted model, not a curated record
CUCCGGGUGUGUGGUUCCGCGGCUCUCACCGCCAAACUGAAGCCUCUUUCUUAGCCUCUCCUGACUCAGCCCAAGGGACAGUGACUCACUCGUUUCGCCUCCAACACUGCCAGCGUAUUAUUUAUUUGUGUCUUUUCCAGUUACAGGCUGCGCGACGCAGACGAGUUACGCGAAGUCUUGUCCACAAGCGUUAGGAUACUCUUAUUUUAAUAGCAUUUAAACCAGCCGAUUGAGGACAAAUUCAUUUACAGUCCAAGCCAAGUAUGUCCCUCCUCCCGGUUCAUACAGACAGGGCCGCUGAGCUCUCCCAACGUGGAAGUGCAGGCUACUGCUAGUGUUAUAUUUGAUAUAUUUGAUAUACCUUUAAAAAUGAUAGGCUACGUGUUGACAUUUCAACAUCGCCAAAUGCCCAUGGAUCGACAAAUGGCCUUUUAAGAACUUCUAGGCAUCUAAAAAUAUGAUUCCACGAGACCCGACUGUUGGUUUCAUUUUCUAUCGUCCCAUCUGACCCCAGCACGAGCAGGCGGUUCAGUCCCCCGUCCAACAGUCUGCAGCCGGUUACGGGGAAAAUGAACGAUGUGAACGCCGCCACAGGACAGCAGGAUGCCGCAGGGUCGAGACUUCGGCCACACGAGAACCGGACCAUGGUGGAAAUCAUCGCGGACCACCCCGCGGAGCUUGUCCGGACUGACAGCCCAAACUUUCUCUGCUCCAUUCUUCCGUCGCACUGGAGGUGUAACAAGACGCUACCCGUCGCGUUCAAGGUGGUGGCCCUCGGAGAGGUUGCCGACGGGACGGUUGUCACGGUGAUGGCGGGUAACGACGAAAACUACUCUGCGGAGCUGCGGAACGCCUCGGGCGUGAUGAAGAACCAGGUGGCACGCUUCAACGACCUGCGGUUCGUGGGCCGCAGCGGGAGAGGCAAGAGCUUCACGCUGACAAUCACGGUAUUCACCAACCCGCCGCAAGUGGCCACUUACCACCGCGCCAUAAAGGUCACCGUGGACGGCCCGCGUGAGCCAAGGAGGCACAGGCAGAAGCUGGAGGACCAGCCCAAGGUCGGCAUGUUCUCAGACCGCCUCAGCGAACUGGAGCGCCUGAGACAGACCACCAUGAGGGUCGCCGUGCCAACGCAAAGCCCCCGCCCACCCUUCAACACCGGCGCAAACUCCUUCACCCCCCAGGGACAGACACAAAUAUCAGACCCCCGCCAGGCCCAGUCGUCUCCCCCCUGGUCGUACGAGCAGCCCUACACCCCCUACCUGAGCCCCAUGACCUCCCCCUCCAUCCACUCCACCACCCCCCUGUCCUCCACCCGAGCCACCGGCCUGCCUGCCAUGAGCGAGGUGCCGCGCCGCCUCUCAGCAGGGGCGUCGGACCUGAGCCCGUUCACAGACCCGAGGCAGUUCGAGCGGCAGUUCCCCGGCCUGUCGUCCCUGACGGAGACGCGCUUCUCCAAUCCCAGAAUGCACUACCCCGCCACCUUCACCUACACGCCCACCCCGGUCACCUCGGGCAUGUCCCACUACCACACCUACCUGCCGCCGCCCUACCCCGGAUCCACCCAGAACCAGAGUGGGCCGUUCCAGACCGGCAGCACGCCCUAUCUCUACUACGGGGCCUCCUCCGGGUCGUACCAAUUCUCCAUGGUGCCCGGGGGGGACCGCUCGCCGUCGCGGAUGCUGCCGCCUUGCACUAGCGCCUCCACGGGCAGCUCGGUCAUCAACCCCAACCUGCCGAGCCAGGCAGAGGGCGUGGAGGGAGACGGGAGCCACAGCAGCUCACCGACCGUCCUCAACGCCAGCGGCCGCAUGGACGAGUCCGUGUGGCGGCCAUAUUGACGCGCCCCCCGUCCCCCCCCCGCGCGUCCGGAUCCUCC